CCGUUGCCAUCGCGUGUCUUCAAGCGGAUGCUAAUAUCGUCGUAGACGGCGCGCUUGGACCGAUGUGACCCGAAGUUACGUCGACAGCAGCACGCGAUCAUGCCGCCGAAGAAAAGCGCCGGUGCCGCGAAAACCAGCAAGGGUAACAAGGCAUCCUCGGAGGAGAGCGGCGGUGGGAAGACGGAGAAGAAAGGAGGGUCCUCGGUGAAGGUCAGGCAUAUCCUCUGCGAGAAGCAAUCCAAGAUAUUGGAGGCGCUGGAGAAGUUAAAGGCUGGACAGAAGUUCAACGAGGUAGCCGCGACGUACAGUGAGGAUAAGGCCAGAUCUGGGGGAGAUCUCGGUUGGAUGACGCGAGGUUCCAUGGUGGGACCUUUCCAAGAUGCUGCCUUUGCGUUACCAAUUUCUAGCCUAGCAUCUCCUGUUUACACAGAUCCACCAGUCAAAACAAAAUUCGGGUAUCACAUCAUAAUGGUGGAAGGUAAAAAGUAAUUCCAAGGUAGUUGCGCAAACUUUUUCUAAACACUUUUGUGAAACUGUUAUACAAUUGAUUAAGAAAAAAAUAUAUAUAUAUCAUUUAGGUACUGAUUUGUUUAACAUCUGUGAUAUCUAUUGCAUUUAUUAAACUUUUGUAUAUAUUGCAUUUUUACGCGAAAACAAUUAGACUGCACAUAGGGAAUUUAACAAUAUUUGUCUAAAUUGCUGCACAGUAAGCAAAAUAAUGUUUUUCAACAAUAAAUAAAUAUGUCGAGUUA
Solenopsis invicta (red fire ant) is the source of this 752-nucleotide messenger RNA. Its product is annotated as peptidyl-prolyl cis-trans isomerase NIMA-interacting 4. Gene Ontology annotation, molecular function: DNA binding; peptidyl-prolyl cis-trans isomerase activity. Gene Ontology annotation, biological process: rRNA processing. NCBI's taxonomy places the organism in Eukaryota, Metazoa, Arthropoda, Insecta, Hymenoptera, Formicidae. The coding region runs from base 100 to 489 and encodes 129 amino acids. The record is from RefSeq and is a predicted model, not a curated record. The transcript is spliced from 3 exons.